Molecule: messenger RNA, 843 nt
Organism: Plutella xylostella (diamondback moth)
Lineage: Eukaryota; Metazoa; Arthropoda; Insecta; Lepidoptera; Plutellidae
Product: cuticle protein
Cellular component (GO): extracellular matrix
Source: RefSeq, a predicted model, not a curated record
CAUUCGAGACAUAUAAAAGCGGAGAUCAAAAAUGUUGCGGCACAUUCUACUUGAGCUCUCCUCUCGUGAAGUCACAUUCAUCCCUUCGAAAUGGCUUUCAAGCUGGUAGCAGCGUUGUGCCUGGUGGCGGCGGCGCAGGCGGGCGUGGUCCCGGCCGCCUACACCGCGCACGCGCCGGUCGCAUACGCGGCGGCACCGCUCGUGCACGCCGCGCCGGCCCCAGUAGCCUACGCCGCCCCCGUGGCCAAGUACGCCGUGGCCGCCCCCGUUGCCAAGGUAGCAGUCGAGGAGUACGACGCUCACCCGCAGUACAGCUUCGCGUACGACGUGCAGGACGGUCUCACCGGAGACUCCAAGAGCCAGCACGAGUCCCGCGACGGAGACGUCGUGCGCGGCUCCUACUCGGUCGUCGACCCCGACGGCACCAAGCGCACUGUCGAGUACACCGCCGACGACCACAACGGAUUCAACGCGGUCGUGCACAAGGAGCCCGCGGCGGUCAAGGUCGCCAAGAUCGCCGCCCCCGUCGCCUACUCCGCCCCCCUGGUGCACGCCGCCCCCGUCGUCGCUAAGGUCGCUACCCCAGUGGCCUACCACGCGGCCCCAGUCGUCCACCACGCUGCCCCAGUCGUCGCUAAGGUCGCUACCCCCGUGGCAUACUCCGCUCCUCUGGUCCACCACGCCGCUCCCGUGGUCCACGCAACCCCUGUGGCCUACGCCGCCGCCCCCGUCUACCACCACUAAAAACAACGUUGGCAAGCACCUAGUCACUAUGUAACAAUGUUAAUCGACGUUUUUGUACAUAUUUAUUUUUCUAGCAAAUAAAUAAAUAAUUCUGCUAUA